Molecule: messenger RNA, 5350 nt
Organism: Episyrphus balteatus (marmalade hoverfly)
Lineage: Eukaryota; Metazoa; Arthropoda; Insecta; Diptera; Syrphidae
Gene: Su(var)2-10
Product: E3 SUMO-protein ligase PIAS2
Exons: 17
Coding region: 238-4527 (1429 amino acids)
Biological process (GO): regulation of transcription by RNA polymerase II; protein sumoylation
Molecular function (GO): zinc ion binding; transcription coregulator activity; SUMO ligase activity
Source: RefSeq, a predicted model, not a curated record
ACUACUAUUUCUAGAGCAAGAGGACACUUUCGCAUUAAAAAAAAUCAACUGCCUACGGAAUGUAAUUCCAUUUUUUUUUUCAUUCUCAAAUGAAUUAAAAAUAUCUCAAUUAGAAUCAAUUUUCCAACAAUUGCAUCUUUUUGUUGUCUGGCGUGAAUAUAAAAAAAGUGCGCGUCUUUAUAUCAGCAGUGCCAUAAUAUUACCUGUUGGAAAUUUAUUUCUCCAAAUACAAAUCAAAUGAGAAAAACUCGAUCCCAGACUCAGGCGGAAAAUGGCCCUUCCGCUUCAACCCGAAGUGCUCGUUCUGCUGCCACUGGAACGAAGACAUCCUCCUCGUCGUCUGGCAGUUCUAAAGACCAUGAUAAAACCGACAAUGCUUUUGCAGCAUCUAAUUCAACUACAACAAAUAAUCAAAGUAGUCGGCAACCGCCAGAACAACUUGAUUCAGCUAAGCUAAAGGAGUUCCAGGAUAUGAUCCAGAUCUUUCGAGUUGUCGAUCUACAUAAAGUUCUACAAUUUCUAAAUCAAUCAGUAGCUGGCAGAAAACACGAACUCCAACAGAGAGUACUUGACUUAUUAAAAGGAAAUUUUGAAUUAGUUUCAGCAAAACUUCGCGAAAUCUACAGAACUGAUUAUUAUUCUGAUAGAAACACUCAAUACGGACCACCAGAUCCUAAAAGAAUGUUUUCACACAUGCAGAUGCCAACUGUUCAAUCAACGGCAGACGUUCGCUCUGCCAUGGUCAGUGUUGGCAAUGUAGGUGGUCCCGGUGUUAAUACAAACCCUGGCAACGGUGGUGCUGGCGCAGUUCCUGGUACUAUGGGUGUUCCAUUUCAACAUGCAAUUGCAUCAAUGCCCAUACAUCCGGAUGUACGUCUUAAAAAGCUGGCAUUCUACGAUGUACUUGCUACCCUCAUCAAACCAUCGUCACUAUUGCCGCGAACAAAUCAACGCAUCCAAGAAUUGCCAUUCUAUUUUACAUUAACACCACAGCAAGCCACAGAAAUUGCAACAAACCGUGACAUUCGUAAUGGUUCAAAAGUGGAACAUUCCAUUCAAGUUCAAUUGAGGUUCUGUUUGUUAGAAACUUCAUGCGAGCAAGAAGAUUGUUUCCCUUCGAAUGUUAUUGUCAAAGUUAAUAAUAAACUUUGUCCCUUACCUAAUCCAAUUCCAACAAAUAGGCCAAAUGUAGAGCCAAAGAGACCACCUCGUCCGGUCAAUGUUACAUCAAAUGUUAAAUUAUCGCCCACCGUUACAAACACAGUUACUGUCCAAUGGUGUCCGGAUUUUUCACGAGGCUAUUGCAUUGCUGCUUAUUUAGUAAAGAAACUAACAUCGUCACAGUUGUUGCAUCGUAUGAAGACCAAAGGUAUCAAACCUGCUGAUUAUACCAGAGGGCUGAUUAAAGAAAAACUAACAGAAGAUGCUGAUUGCGAAAUAGCCACAACAAUGUUAAAAGUUUCAUUAAAUUGUCCGCUGGGUAAAAUGAAAAUGUCCAUACCAUGUCGUGCAUCGACUUGUUCACAUUUGCAAUGUUUCGAUGCUAAUUUAUAUUUGCAAAUGAAUGAACGUAAGCCAACAUGGAAUUGUCCGGUUUGUGAUAAGGCGGCAAUUUAUGAUCAUUUGGUUAUUGAUGGUUACUUCCAAGAAGUUCUUGCCUCAUCAUUAUUAGGUUCAGAGGAUACAGAAAUUCAACUACACAAAGAUGGAUCAUGGAGCACACAUAAUUUAAGAAAUGAAACACAAUUGGUUGAUACGCCAUCUAAGCCUGUUGAGAAAGUCGAGCUUAUCUCCGAUGAUAUUGAAUUAAUCACAGAUGACGUCAAACCAUUAGCAGCAAAAUCAGCACCUCCACCACCAGUGAUUUCCAACGAACCAACAUCAACUACCAACAGUGAAACCGUGGAUCUUACAUUAAGUGAUUCAGAUGAUGAUAUGCCAUUGGCUAAAAGAAAGACAGCUACAUCUAAAAAUGCAGCCGCUUCAGCUGCCGCCGUAUCUACAAGUAAUGGACAGAGGUCAGCAACGGCACAAUCCAAAGGCGUAUUCGAAAUGUCAAUGAGUGUUGCUGAAAAAUAUUGUUUGCGUGUACAGGCAGCAAAAGAUGCUAGAGAGGAAAAACAUGAAUUACGAAGGAAAAAACGUAUGGCAAUAGAGGAACGCCUUCGAAAGAUAAGAGAACAAGGACGAAAAUUAAGAACACAAGCGAAUAAAAAUCCAAUAUCUUCAAGAGCCUUAAUGACUCCUGAUGUAGAUUUUUCGAAAUCACCAACUCAAUCAGAAAACGAUUCUGAUGAUUAUGUGGAUCCUUUAAGUUCAAAUUCUAAUGAUGAUCAAUCUAAUCAAUCAAAUAAUGAAUCUGCUCCUCUUUCUGAUCCUGUUGAAAAAGUUGCAAAUUCUACUGAGGAAAGAAGAUAUCCAAUGGUAAUCAGAUUAAUGGAACGAAUUCGGCAACAUAGAGAAAAGCAGAAGAAACUAAAAACAAUGUCAUCAUCUUUACGGAAUUCAAUUGAGCAAAUUGGUCCUUCUGACAAUGUCGAUAGUUCAAAACCAAUGGAAGUCGAGACGUCUGAACAAAAUUCUAACCAAUCUGGUAAUUCAUCUUCAACUACUAUCGAAAUGGAACAAGAACUUCUCGAACCUGUAUCUUCACUUCACAGCAAUAUGGAAGUUGAGAGGCAAGAAGAAAAUUCUUCCAAACCUGGUAAACUAGACAACGAGAGAUGUCAGAAUCUUAAAUUAAGGAAGAAACCACCACAUCCAAGUGCUGAAGCUCAAAAACAAGAAGUUGCAAUGAAUUCAUCAUCUUUGGACAGUACAGAUAAGGACAAAAAGGAUCAACUUAAGUCAAAUUCUCACGUGGAGCAGGCUAGUGAGGAUAUGCAAGUUGAGAUGUUAGAAAAAAAUUCCUUUGACAACGAAUGCUUAUCGAAGGGAAUGUCAUUAAGGAAUGUACACAGUUCAACUUUUUCUUCUAGAGAUUUAGAAGAGGAAAGUCUUGAACAAAAUUCUCCUCAUGAUGAACUUGUGGAGUCGACUAAACACAAAAGAAGUUCGAUAAAUACUUCAACUGAAGCUCAAAAACACAAUGAGACAGUUAAAAAAACAAUGACAUCAUUGAAUCGUUGUAUAUAUUAUACAAAACCAGGCCACCAAUUAGAAUCAGAGGCGGUGGUUACAACUCCUCCGGGACCUCAAAAACAGGAGGAACCAGUGCAAAAAGCAAUGACGGUAUUGAACCGUUGCAUAGUUUAUACAAAACCAGGACCAGUGUACACAAAGGAAGUCGAAAACCCAAAACCAAUAACGAAAUCCCAACCAUCAUCUUCAUUGGGUCCAGUUCUAGAUAUGAAUUCGAUAAUUUCUGGACCUUCUGUUGAAGCUUUUUUGAAUGAUACAAAUGAUUCAAAAUCAUCUAAGGUGUCUAGUCCUAUAGUGGAUCAAUUAAGAUCAACUAAUUCAGCUGUUGAUGUGAAAAGUAAAAUGCCAGAACAAGUUUCUUCCGAGUCUGAUAUGAAGCCGGUAAAGACCAAAGGUGAAAAAAUCCGAGAUUUCUUUUUGCGAAUAAAAGAGAAAGUUAAACAGCAACAGCAAAAUGGAGAAAUAAUAACGAAUCAGAAUCCAUCAUCGUCAAAGACUCUAAUAACCUCUGAUUCGGAAAUGUGUGAAGCUUUUCCUGAAUCACAAAUUGAAUCACUGAAUGUUACUACCAAGUUGGAUCCUUCAAAAUCAUCUAAAACUAGCAAAUCUUUUGCGGAUCAAAACAAAGUACUCAUGAGUGGUUCAACAUCAUCUGCGAUUGAUGAUGGAAAAGUUCAAAAACCUAUCCUUCAAAAUCCUCCUCAAGCUGAUGGAUGGAGACCAAUUCCUAAUGCCAAAAAAUGCGGAAAAAGGUAUAAAAAGAGAAUGGCCUUUUUGGCUGCAAUGACACCUGAUUUGCCUAUUGCUGAACAAUAUAAAGAACGAUAUAAAAAAAGAAUGAAAGAACCACCAAAAGAAACAGCGAACUGUUCAACGACAAAUACUAAUGUUAAAUUGCAUGAUUUGUUUUCGCGUAUAAAUCCUACAAAAUAUACUGAAACUGAGGAAAAGGGACAAAUUCUUAAUUCAAAAUCACUGACGUGUUCUGAUUCAAUUGUUUCAAAUAAUUCGACUGGUGAACAAAAUAAUAAAAGCAUAAGUGAAUCAACUUCAGCUGCUAUUGAAUAUCUUGACAAAAAAUCUCCGGAUUCUGGACAAGUGCCAAACGCUAAUAACAAACCUAACAAUUGGGAAAAGCCUAUGCCCACUGCUGAAGAAUAUAGAAAACAAACAAACACUUUGAAACAUUCAAAAUUUCCUAAGGCGGAUAUUUUAAGGAGAAAUACUAAUGUUAAGCUCCAGGAUUUGUUUUCGCGUAUAAAUGAUACGAAAAGUACAAAUGAUGCUGAAUUGAUCCCAAAGGCUUGUGUUAGAUAUACUCAAGAAAUUCAAAAUCAUCCAUUAAGGAAAAAGGCGAGAGUAGAAACUGAUACGAAUUCUAAAUGAAACUGAAGAUCUCAACAAAAUGCAAAACUCUAGCAUAGAUAAAACCAAACGAUCAAAAUUAAUAAUUUGUGAAUAUGUCUCAGUGGCAAUGAAAGUAAACAAGACUUUCGAAAAUUGUUGUAUUUAUUUUUUGGCGUUUGAAGUUGUUACUUCAGAGACAAAUGAGAUUGUUCAUCUGCCGCUUAGAUUGUAAAAUUGAAAUUGUUAAUUAUGUAGAUCAUGUUUGUAGUUCUGGCAAGUUGCAAUCUAUAUGAAAUUUGAAAAAAAAAAAUAUAAAACAAAAUUGUGAAGGUUUUCUUUGGUUGAAGUUUAUGUACAUAUAUUAGAUUUCUUUUACAUUUUUGGUAGUAGUUAUUGCUUCAAAAUAACAUCACUUACAAAUCAGUUUAACUUCUGAUAGUCACCACCAAAGAACACCUACAAAAUAUAAAUAUAAAUUUCUAUCAGAGAAAUCCUUGCUCAUUUUUUUUAGAUCAUUUCAGUAGAAACAAAAUAGAUAGAUACCAAUACGCCAUAGUGAACCACUUCCAAAAUUUAAAAAUAUAGUUAAAAUAUAGUUUCUCAUAAAUGUCUUCUUUCAUUUGAUAACUUAUUGUAAAAAUAAAACAUUAUUGUCCUAUAUAAGGUCCAUUGUAAAGGAAUAAUUAUAAUCGAAGUUGGACACUGUGGCGUAUGUGUAACAUUUUUUUGUUGGAACCAUUUUUUUAAAACAUUUAUCGUUUUAAAUCAAGUUGUUCUAUAUUUAUAAAUCCAUGUCAGAAUUCGGUUUGAGGUCCAAUGCGUUUAUUGCGCGAAAUAUUUUUUGUUGAUGCACUACAAAAUU